Molecule: messenger RNA, 538 nt
Organism: Trichomonas vaginalis G3
Lineage: Eukaryota; Parabasalia; Trichomonadida; Trichomonadidae
Exons: 1
Source: RefSeq, a predicted model, not a curated record
AUGAAUUCAAAAAUUAAAGGAAUAACGGAUGAUAUAACAUCAAUUCCACCAGAAGAACAGAGAUAUUACGCAUUAAAUGCAUUUCCUAAAGUUUUGAAGAUUGGAAGAUUUAAUUUAAAUGAGGAAUUCAUAAAAGGUUUCCUAAAUGACAUAAUGAAGAAGGCAGAUAAAACAUAUGUUAACGAUGAGUUAGAGAAGAAGGCAGAUAAGGAAUACGUUGAUACUGAGUUAGCAAAGAAAGCUGAUAUAUCAUUUGUUAAUGAAGAAAUAAAACAAUCGGAGGUCUAUUUUACCCCACCAUUUUUAAAUUUUAUGAAAUCAUCAGAUAAAACAUUUGAAGAUAUUGAAUGGUUAUGUUUCGAUGGAGUGACCAUGUAUUUAUUUUAUACAGGCGGAGUGCUUUAUUAUUUUAAAACAAAUGAUUUUAAAAACUAUGAAUCAUUUACUCCAUCCGUUUUGAAUCCUGAUACACGAGAGCCAAUCAUUAAUCCAAGAAUUUUUUAUGUUGAAUAUAAUAACGGCAAAUUUAUGGGAAUGA